Ictalurus furcatus (blue catfish) is the source of this 1205-nucleotide messenger RNA. Its product is annotated as transmembrane protein 125-like. The record is from RefSeq and is a predicted model, not a curated record. The transcript is spliced from 2 exons. The coding region runs from base 60 to 671 and encodes 203 amino acids. Lineage: Eukaryota; Metazoa; Chordata; Actinopteri; Siluriformes; Ictaluridae.
AAAAUCCCAAUUUGUGGAAAUUUCUUGGCGUCUACUGAAGAGGAAACGGACCAGAACGAAUGACUAAUCUGAAGACGGAACGGCCGAAGCAGGAUAUUGAAGAUCAGGUGGAACUGUGGUGGUUUGGUGAGCCAUGCAUCUCCCUGCUCUGCUACACCUCCUCUGUUGCCCUGGUGCUCGGCCUCGGGACAGGCGGUGUGGCACUCUUGUCUUCAGCCGGCUCUGCGGAGGUGUCCUCGGCUGUGUGGCGCCUCACCGUGGGCUCCGCCCUCUGCAUCCUGGCCCUCGUACUCGUGCUCAAGCAGUUGCUUAGCUCGGCCGUGCAGGACAUGGGCUGCGUGCGCAGUCGGCGACGCAUCGUGCAGCUGCGCAGUGGUGGAAGCGUCGAUCCAUCUCUGCUGCUUGCCAUCGGCCUGGCGCUGAUGCUCGGUGGUGCCACGGUGCUGCUGUGCUUGGCCUCGUCACAUAUGCUGCUCACAGGGACGCUUCUCUUGUCUUCUGGUGGCGCCGUGGUGCUGAGCGUUGUGGCGUACGGAGCGAUGAAGCAUGUGUGGGAACGGAGAGAAAGGAGAAGGAGGAGGAUACAUAGAAGGGUGAGGGUGUACACAGUGGCAGGACAGAGGAGUCACAUGUGGAGAGACUCCACGUCAAGUCAAGCUGGUCUGAUAUGAACGGAAAAGAAUGGAAAUGAAAAGCUGAGGAUUUCGUUGGCAGUAAGUCAAGGCUGAAUUUGUAGUUUAGAACAGAAGAGGAACCUGAGAUCCAAAGCAAAUCAUCUCCAGUCCAGUCCCAUUGGUUUACUGCUAGAGGAGAAGAAGAACCUGAGAUCAAAAGCAAAUCAUCUCCAGUCCAGUCCCAUUGGUUUACUGCUAGAGGAGAAGAAGAACCUGAGAUCAAAAGCAAAUCAUCUCCAGUCCAGUCCCAUUGGUUUACUGCUAGAGGAGAAGAAGAACCUGAGAUGAAAAGCAAAUCAUCUCCAGUCACGUCCCCAUUGGUUUACUUCUAGAGGAGAAGUAGAGGUUGCAGAAUCAAGUGUAACUGUCAAAGAGUGUUUAAAUCAUUGGUCUUUGUUUGAUUUACACAAUCACUCAUUUCACACACACCAUCAUCGCCAUGUGCCAUCAGACUGGAGGAUCACGUGACCUCUCACAUUUUUUACACAUUGUCAUAUUGCAAUCGAUUUGCUGGUCUGUGUCGCGGGCAUU